GGACCACGGCGUCGGUCAGAGUCCAGUCAUACAAUCAUUCUCGCAAUUGAUACUAUCACCGUGCAAAAAUUAAAUUACGUACUCUAUACCUCAACAGUGAAAAUAUUUCUAAACAUUUCCAUUUAUUUUAGUAAGUUUAUACUCAGAAAGGAUCUACCAUAAUUUCAAGUGGUCAGAGUUGGAAGUUUUACAAUGGACGCGCCAGGCUUCACGGAAUUCGCCAAGGCAAUGAUAGAUUACAUCACGGACUAUUUGGAAAACAUAAGAGAUAGGAGGGUACUUCCAACAGUAGAACCGGGAUAUAUAAAACCAUUAUUACCAGAUGAAGCACCUCAAACUCCAGAAAGGUGGGAGGAUGUUAUGGCUGAUAUCGAAAGGGUCAUUAUGCCAGGUGUCACUCACUGGGGUAGUCCAAAAUUCCACGCCUACUUUCCCACAGCUCAAUCUUACCCAGCAAUUGUUGCGGAUAUGUUGAGUGGUGCUAUAGCAUGCAUUGGGUUCACUUGGAUUGCAAGUCCAGCUUGUACUGAAUUAGAAGUCGUAAUGCUAGAUUGGCUAGGCAAAAUGAUUGAUUUGCCAGCAGAAUUUUUGGCUUGCAGUGGUGGAAAAGGUGGUGGUGUAAUUCAGGGAACAGCGAGUGAAGCCACUUUGGUCGCACUCCUUGGUGCUAAAGUGAAAAAGAUUAGACAAGUGAAAGAGGAACAUCCAGACUGGUCGGAUCCGCAAAUCAUUGAUAAAUUAGUCGCCUAUGGGUCCAAUUUGGCACAUAGUUCUGUGGAAAGAGCUGGACUUUUGGGUGGAGUUAAAUUUCGACUAUUGGAAACUGAUUCCAAACAUAGACUCAGGGGUGAAACUUUGCAAGAAGCAAUCCGACAAGAUAAAGAAAAAGGACUCAUUCCCUUUUAUGCAGUUUCGACAUUAGGAACUACAUCUUCUUGCACAUUUGAUCGACUCGAUGAAAUGGGAGUAAUCUGCAACCGAGAAGAAGUUUGGCUCCAUGUUGAUGCUGCAUAUGCUGGUUCAGCUUUCAUUUGUCCCGAAUUUCGUUAUUUGAUGAAAGGCGUAGAGCUGGCAGAUUCCUUCAAUUUCAACCCGCAUAAGUGGAUGCUAGUGAAUUUUGAUUGUUCGCCGAUGUGGCUCAAAGAUCCAACUUACGUUAUCAAUGCUUUCAAUGUCGACCCUUUGUAUCUGAAACACGAUAUGCAAGGUUCUGCUCCAGACUACAGGCAUUGGCAAAUUCCACUGGGUCGUAGAUUCAGAUCCUUGAAACUGUGGUUUGUGUUACGACUCUACGGAGUAGAAAAUUUACAAAAACACAUCAGAAAUCACGUUUCCCAAGCACACGAAUUCGAAUCACUUGUUUCAGCUGAUUCACGUUUCGAAAUCGUCGAGGAUGUGAUUCUUGGACUAGUUUGCUUCAGACUGAAGGGUUCGAACGAUUUAAAUGAGAAUCUACUGAAGAGAAUCAAUGGUUCCGGAAAUAUUCAUCUGGUGCCAUCGAAAAUAAAAGACACCUAUUUUCUGCGAUUAGCCAUUUGCUCAAGAUAUAGUGAAAGUAAAGAUAUUCAAUAUUCUUGGCAAGAAAUUAAACUUCGAGCUAAUGAGAUCCUUGAAGAACAAUCGAUUUCUAAGUGAUGGCGGGCCCGUAUAACUCGCAGUUGCAAGGCCAUCGCUCCUGAUACUUGCAACCAAUCUUAAUAAUUAGACAAAAAAA
Messenger RNA from Belonocnema kinseyi, 1714 nucleotides. Its product is annotated as aromatic-L-amino-acid decarboxylase. The transcript has 11 exons. The coding region runs from base 193 to 1635 and encodes 480 amino acids. Gene Ontology annotation, biological process: serotonin biosynthetic process; amino acid metabolic process; catecholamine metabolic process. Gene Ontology annotation, molecular function: aromatic-L-amino-acid decarboxylase activity; pyridoxal phosphate binding. NCBI's taxonomy places the organism in Eukaryota, Metazoa, Arthropoda, Insecta, Hymenoptera, Cynipidae. The record is from RefSeq and is a predicted model, not a curated record.